This is a messenger RNA of Dibothriocephalus latus, 501 nucleotides long. Lineage: Eukaryota; Metazoa; Platyhelminthes; Cestoda; Diphyllobothriidea; Diphyllobothriidae. The record is from the annotation of a GenBank genome assembly.
AUGGGUCGUCGUCCAGCUCGCUGUUACCGCUAUUGUAAGAAUAAGCCGUACCCCAAGUCCCGUUUCUGUCGGGGUGUUCCGGAUCCAAAAAUCCGAAUCUAUGAUCUGGGCAAGAAGAAGGUUAGCGUAGAUGAGUUCCCACUCUGCGUCCACAUGCUGUCGGACGAAUACGAACAACUGUCGAGUGAAGCACUCGAGGCUGCUCGUAUCUGCGCCAACAAGUAUCUUGUUAAAUACUGCGGCAAGGAUGCUUUCCAUCUACGCAUGCGUGUCCAUCCUUUCCAUGUCAUUCGGAUCAAUAAAAUGUUGUCCUGUGCUGGUGCCGACAGGCUGCAGACCGGUAUGCGUGGAGCGUAUGGCAAGCCUCAAGGGACGGUCGCCCGUGUGGAUAUCGGCCAAGUGAUAAUGUCCGUUCGGGGUAAGGAUUGCCACAAAAACCAGUUCAUCGAGGCUCUCCGUCGAGCAAAGAUGAAGUUCCCUGGCCGUCAAAAGGUAAAAUAA